UAAGCUUGGUUCAGCUCUAUGCCGUUUCCCUACUAACUGCUUCGUGUUCGCUUCUUACACGAGACCACACGAGACGAGUCACGAGAACGAGAAUCGAGAGUCGUGUCGCGAGUGGUCGUGAGCGAACACGAGCGAACGCUUGAAAAGAAUUUUCUGCCUGAGGAUGGCCGCGAUGCUGUCCAACUGUUCGCGGCUUGUGCCUCGUGCAAUAACGCGAAUUAGUAUAUCACGAACGAAGGUUGUGAGGUCGUUUAGUAGUCAAGGGCGCAUACUAUUUAUCCACACCGAACAUGUGGUCAACAAGAAUUCUCAAUUGUGUACAAAAUAUAAGAGAUUACAAUGUUGGGCAGACCAGGCAAGACACAUACGUUCAACAGCUUCGUUAUGGGAAAUAAGGGAAGUUGUAGUACCCGCGUUUGCAGAAAGUGUAAGCGAGGGAGAUGUAAGAUGGGAAAAGAAAGUUGGCGACCAAGUAAAAGAAGAUGACGUUCUGUGUGAGAUUGAAACGGAUAAGACUUCAGUUCCUGUACCAUCGCCUGGCGGGGGUGUUAUUAAAGAAUUAUUUGUCAAAGACGGCGAUACUGUAAAACCUGGACAAAAAUUGUGUACCAUUGACAUUGGUGCUACCGGUGGAACUGCACCAGCAGCAGAAGCUCAAAAACCUGCUGCUGCACCUCCACCUCCUCCGCCACCUUCUCCUCCUACGUCUUCGGCAACUCCUCCUCCUCCUCCUCCACCACCACCACCACCACCGCCACCAUCGGCUGUACCGCCUCCAGCUGCUAAGCCUCCUCCACCACAAGCACCUGCAGCCUCGAUGCCAGUUGCUGCGAUUAAACAUGCACAGUCUCUGGAAGGUGCCAAAGUUCAGUUGCCACCAGAUGAUUAUACACGGGAAAUAAUUGGCACAAGGACAGAGCAGCGUGUGAAAAUGAAUAGAAUGCGACUACGCAUUGCGGAACGAUUAAAAGAUGCUCAAAAUACGAACGCUAUGUUAACAACGUUUAAUGAAAUUGAUAUGAGUCGCCUGAUGGAAUUUCGUAAAACAAAUCAGGAAAGCUUCACUAAAAAAUACGGUUUGAAGCUUGGAUUUAUGAGUCCAUUUAUUGCAGCAAGUGCCUAUGCUUUGAAAGAACAACCGGUAGUGAAUGCUGUAAUAGACGGCACUGACAUAGUUUAUAGAGACUACGUCGACAUCAGCGUUGCAGUUGCAACGCCGAAAGGUCUCGUCGUACCAGUACUUCGUAGCGUCGAGAGUAAGAACUUCGCUGAAAUUGAAAUCGCUUUAGCAGCAAUUGGUGAUAAAGCAAGGAAAGGUAAAAUAUCUGUCGAAGAUAUGGAUGGCGGAACAUUCACAAUAAGUAAUGGCGGUGUCUUCGGUUCUCUCAUGGGAACACCUAUUAUUAAUCCACCACAAAGUGCAAUUCUUGGCAUGCACGCUGUAUUUGAUAGACCUGUUGCAGUAAAGGGCGAGAUCAAAAUUCGUCCAAUGAUGUACGUAGCUUUGACGUAUGAUCACCGAUUGAUCGAUGGACGUGAAGCUGUAUUGUUCUUAAGGAAGAUCAAGGACGCUGUGGAAGAUCCCAGAAUUAUCUUAGCCGGCCUUUAAGCACCGUAAACAUUUUCACUGAAUCGCUUAAAAUAAUACGUCUCUCGUCACUACUAAAACAUUUUUGAACACAUUGUAUUAUAUUCUGUUCAUCUAGGCUUUUACUUAUAAAUCGAAGAUACUCCUGAAUACACGUACCGACCAUUGUGAUAAGGGGAAGUAAGGAAAAAUAUCACACGAAUACAAAACUAACAUUUGAAUCGUUUUUACUUUAAAACUUUUAUCAUAUUAUCAUAGUAUUACCUUAGUUAGCUCAUAUUUCAGUAUUCAAAUUCAAGAUUUCCGUGACACACAUGCUGCGACAUAAUUAAACCAAUAUUUUUCUUUCGUUGCAGUUGCUCCGCUCUAAGAGCUGCACAUAAAGAAUCAUAUUGGUAUAAAAAAAACAAAUAUAUAUUUUAACAUUCUUGUGGCGAAAAUUUAGAACACAGUUUGUAAGAAUUGAAAUAUAAAGAACAAAGGAAAUGCACUAUUAAAUAUCUUUGAAUUACAAUGACAAAAUAAGAGUACAAUGGAAGAAAUUUACGACGUUUCAUCAGAGGUGUGGAAUUCAAUUUUUUGCCUUCCGAAAUAUUAUUUAUUGUAUAAGCGGUAUAUAUUUAUUUCUCGCGUCGUUUAUAUUGCUGGACAAUAUGUUUUUGUUACUACAAUUUUACGUGUUCUUACAUUCUUUAAACAUGAGGAUAACAUCAACCACGAGAGUCGGUAAUAAUCAUUUCAUUGUUUUCUAAAAAUGUAUUUUUAUUUGGAUGACUUUGAUCAGCGAAGUGUUAGUCAAAACGUGGAAAUGUUAGUCAAAAUAAUUAGAGGAUACUUUAUUGCAAGGAUAAGUGUAUCAAGAUAAUUGAAAUAAAAUUUCACGAAUCUGUAUCUUGUCAACAUUGUUGAAGCAGAAAAAUCAACUAACUAGAAAUUCGUUUUUACAUUUUCUGCACACAUCUUCUAUCCAUCGGUUUCUUUUAGCGAGGUAAAUACUUUGCACUUGAUCGUAACUAUUGUCGAAUGCAACCGUGUAAAUUAUUGUUGUUAAAUAAAAGAGAAAGUAAUAUUAAA
Messenger RNA from Megalopta genalis, 2662 nucleotides. RefSeq names its product dihydrolipoyllysine-residue succinyltransferase component of 2-oxoglutarate dehydrogenase complex, mitochondrial. Gene Ontology annotation, molecular function: dihydrolipoyllysine-residue succinyltransferase activity. Lineage: Eukaryota; Metazoa; Arthropoda; Insecta; Hymenoptera; Halictidae. Gene Ontology annotation, cellular component: mitochondrion; oxoglutarate dehydrogenase complex. Gene Ontology annotation, biological process: tricarboxylic acid cycle. The record is from RefSeq and is a predicted model, not a curated record.